AUGCUAAGUACCGCCUCGCCAUUGGGCGGGGAGGCGGCAGGCGGGAUGGGACCGGGCGGACUCCGGCGCUGGCUGUCCUCGCGUACCCCGGCCCCGAGGAUCUGCGUGGUGGGCAGCGGCCCCGCGGGGUUCUACACGGCUCAGCACAUCCUGAAGCACCAUGACCUGGCACAAGUGGACAUCUAUGAGAAGCUGCCUGUUCCAUUUGGGCUCGUCCGUUUUGGAGUGGCACCGGAUCACCCUGAAGUGAAGAAUGUGAUCAACGCGUUCACGCAGACUGCGCGUUCGGAGCGCUGCGCCUACUAUGGCAAUGUCACCGUGGGCAGGGACGUCACGGUGGGAGAGCUGCAGCAGGCGUACCAUGCCGUGGUGCUGAGUUACGGCGCUGAAGACAACCGGGUUUUGGGGAUCCCAGGGGAAAACCUGUGUGGGGUUUACUCAGCCCGAGCCUUUGUGGGCUGGUACAACGGACUGCCUGAGAACCGGGGUCUGACGCCUGACCUAAGCUGUGAAACAGCGCUGAUCCUGGGCCAUGGCAACGUGGCUCUGGAUGUCGCCCGCAUCCUCCUUUCUCCGCUGGAUUUCCUCAGGAAGACAGACAUCACUGAGUGCUCCUUGGCAGCUCUAGCCUGCAGCAAGGUGAAGCGCGUGUGGCUGGCUGGGAGAAGGGGGCCUCUCCAAGUUGCUUUCACUAUCAAGGAGCUGCGGGAGAUGAUAAAUCUGCCUGGUACCCAACCUGUCCUGAACCCCGCUGACUUCACAGGCCUCGAAAAUGCUGUUAAAGAUGCCCCCAGGCCCAGGAAACGACUGACUGAGCUGAUGAUCAAAACGGCCCUGGAGAAGCCCAGGGAGAAGGCAGCAGUCCCCCGGCAGUGGGGCUUGAAGUUCCAGCGUAGCCCCCAGGAGGUGCUGCCCACCGCCGAUGGGACGCGGGUGAGGGGCGUCCGCAUGGCCCUGACCCGCUUGGAGGGCUUAGGUGACUCUGCCAAAGCUGUCCCCACUGGAGACAUGGAGGAGCUGGAGUGCGGGCUGGUGCUCAGCAGCAUUGGCUACCGGAGCCUGCCCCUGGAGCCAGCGGUGCCUUUCGACGCCCAGCACGGCAUUAUCCCCAACAGCCUGGGCAGAGUGAGGGGUGUUCCAGGUCUGUACUGCAGUGGGUGGGUGAAGAGAGGACCUGUGGGAGUGAUCAUCACCACCAUGAAUGACAGCUUUGACACUGCCCAGUCUGUGCUGGAGGAUCUCCAAGGGGGUGUGCUGGAUGUGACCGUCUCCAGAGAAGGUUUUGGGGCUGUGGGUAGCAUCCUGCGUAGUCGAGGGAUCCGUCCUGUUUCCUUCUCGGACUGGGAGAAGAUAGAUGCUGCCGAGGUGGCAAGAGGGAAAGCUGCUGGCAAACCCCGGGAGAAGAUAGUAGAUCCUCAGGAGAUGCUGCAGCUGAUCGGCCACUGAAGCUGCAGGGAUGGCCCACGCAGAACUGUCAGGGGCAGCACCAGGCUGGUUGCCGACCUGGGAACGAACGUGGCACUGGGGACCUGCUGGUAACAAUGAACUCUGCCUUCCCUGAGUGAGUGACUCAGAACGGCUGGGGCUGUGGGCUGGCCCCACAUCUCUGCUCCAGCUGUAGCUCCUGGGGGUGAUUCGUGUUGCCUGGGUGCUUCUGGCAUUGGCAGAUUGGUCAGAGCAGUGAGAUGUGUGCUUGGCAGGAACCUUGGCCUCACGCUGCACCCAUGGCAAGAAGCACAGAGAAACUUUCUUGUGUCUCACUGCCUCCCCUUCAAGCCUCAAGCCUUCAUUGCCUCGUCAUUCAUGUGUAAGCAGGCUUUUUUUUUUUUUUUUUUUUUUUAAUAAUAAUUGUUUUAAAAUAAACCUUUCCAGGAGAGAUGAUUUGGACCUGCCA
Messenger RNA from Centrocercus urophasianus (Greater sage-grouse), 1894 nucleotides. It is a transcript of the gene FDXR, whose product is annotated as ferredoxin reductase. Gene Ontology annotation, cellular component: mitochondrion. Gene Ontology annotation, biological process: ubiquinone biosynthetic process. Lineage: Eukaryota; Metazoa; Chordata; Aves; Galliformes; Phasianidae. The record is from RefSeq and is a predicted model, not a curated record.